This is a messenger RNA of Maudiozyma saulgeensis, 1632 nucleotides long. The record is from the annotation of a GenBank genome assembly. Lineage: Eukaryota; Fungi; Ascomycota; Saccharomycetes; Saccharomycetales; Saccharomycetaceae.
AUGCUUUGUAAAUAUGUUACUAAUAAUAACACUCUAAUAGUCUCAUUGGGACGACGCCUUUAUAGCUCGAAUCAGAGUAAUAUUAUAACAUCAUAUGAGAAGGAUCAAUUAACAAAAUUACCAUUUUUUAAUGAAUCUAAUAUUGAAACUGAUCCUUUACAAACUAUUAAAAAUAUUACAAGACAAAAGAAAGAAUAUCUAAAAAAAAAAAAUGAUAUUGUGGAAUCUAUUAUUGGAAUAAAUUCUAAUGAUCCACCAUAUUUAUCUUAUUCAUUUAAAGGGUUACCUUCAAUGUAUGAUACAAUAACUCAGAAUAGGAUUCAUGGUAGGCUCUCUGUAACUAAAUUGAUGACUAAAUCAUGGUGUGAAUUAAGAUAUGCAUAUGAUGUUUAUUCAAAGAUGGAUAAAUUGACUACUCGAAACAUUUCACAAGGUGUAACAUUUCAUAAAACUUUAGAAGAUACAAUGAUACCAGAAAAUGUUAAAUUAGAUCAAUUUUUAAAAGAACAACGUAUAAUUGGAUUUGAAAAGACAUUACAAUGUAAAUGGAUUGAUACUUUACAAAAAUUGUUAAUGACAUUUUCUAAUGUAGGAGAAUGUAGAGAAGUAUUGUGCCAUGGAUACAUUAUCAAUCAAAUAGAUUCUCUUCAAGAUGGAAAAUUUGUCACAGAUGUUGAUAUUGGUUCAAAUAUGGAUCAAUUGAUACUAGUAAGUGGGAUUAUUGACCAUUUGAAAUGGGUUCCGCGUUGGGGCAAUGAAUCUCAUUCAGAUUCUAAAUUUGAUUUAUUUAAUGACAUUUUCAAUGAUGAAGAGAUUAACAAUGACCUACCAAAGAUAUUAUCAUCACUUCAAAGAGAGAUUCCGAAGAGAAUUAACGGAUGGAAGUUACAAGUCCGUGAUGUUAAGACAAGACAAACAUUUAAUAUUCCAAAUCAGACAUCUGUUCAAAGAUCAACAAAAUUGCAAAUCAUGUAUUAUAGAAAAUUUAUUGAAAUUUUAAGUCUUAAUCCUAAACAAACUUAUAAGAUGUUAAUAAUAAAUGCUCAAAGGAGAAACUUAGAUGUUGAUCAGGAGCUCGAUUCAAUGACAAUUAUUGCUUUAAUGAUGCAGAAUCCAAUGUUAAUACCCGAUAUGAGAAGAUUACGAGAUGGUAAAUCCAUUGGUUUUGAAUCAUAUGAUGCUCCUUCUUAUCAACUUCAAAAAAGUAAUAUACCUUUUGUAAUACCACAGGAUAUUGUAUCUGUAGAAGUUAGGGAGAGUUUUAAAGAAUUUGUUACUAUUUGGAAAAGGCCUGUAACAUUAAGAUAUUUCGCUGCACGUUUAGCGCAAACAUAUCAUUUAUUAAAUUCUAUGCUAUCAGAAGAUUUACUAGUAGAAUAUUAUUGUCGAGGAGUUAAUUUUCAUAAUUUACCCUUUAGGAAUAAUGAUAAACAAUUAAUUGAUCAUAAUGCUGAUAGAACUAAUUUUUUGUUUGGUAAAAGAGAAGUUCAACCAAUUGAACAAAAUUUAAGAAAUUUCCUUACGUAUUGUAAACAUUGUGAUUAUCAAUCGGUCUGUUCUUGGAAACAUGAAGGUGAAGAAAAAUUAAAGGAAUUAGGGAAUGAAUUGGUUGAGAUGUGGCAAGAUGACUGA